Molecule: messenger RNA, 1730 nt
Organism: Pollicipes pollicipes
Lineage: Eukaryota; Metazoa; Arthropoda; Thecostraca; Pollicipedomorpha; Pollicipedidae
Product: speckle-type POZ protein B
Exons: 8
Coding region: 258-1433 (391 amino acids)
Molecular function (GO): protein binding
Source: RefSeq, a predicted model, not a curated record
CGCUGCAGGAGAGCUGGGGUGGCUCAGUUCUCGUGGCACACGGCGCGUGCGCUACGGCCGUCCUCGUUCGCUGCACUCGCGCUGCGAUUUAGGACGUUUCUGAGUUACGCCCACCCAGCACUCCGCCCGACUGCAGUGCAUUGCAAUUCGGGAUCCCAGUGGGCGGCGGACGGCAGUCUUGGUAGAUAUUUUGUGCUGUGUGCCGUGAAACUGGAACGCUGGAUUCCAUUCCUACCAGUUUCUUUUCUGGGCGAGCGAUGGUGAGCGAGGCGUGCGCCCAGCCUCGCGGCUCGUCGGCCAUGGCCGUCUCGCGCGUCUCCAGCCCGCCGCCCACGUCCAACGAGAACUCUCAGCCGACCGCCGAGAACUGGUGCUUCACGCAGGUGAAAGUGGUCAAGUUCAGCUACAUGUGGACGAUCAACAACUUCAGCUUCUGCCGCGAAGAGAUGGGCGAGGUUCUCAAGUCAUCCACCUUCUCAGCCGGUGCCAACGAUAAGCUCAAGUGGUGUUUGAGAGUCAACCCUAAGGGACUAGACGAAGAAAGUAAAGACUACCUGUCGCUAUAUCUUCUACUAGUAGCAUGCAACAAGCAAGAAGUUAGGGCAAAGUUCAAAUUCUCCAUACUCAAUGCCAAGCGGGAGGAAACAAAGGCAAUGGAGAGCCAGCGGGCCUAUCGGUUCGUGCAGGGCAAGGACUGGGGCUUCAAGAAGUUCAUCCGCCGCGACUUCCUGCUCGACGAAGCCAACGGCCUGCUGCCGGACGACAAGCUCACGCUCUUCUGCGAGGUGAGCGUGGUGGCCGACAGCGUCAACAUCUACGGCCAGUCGAACCAGGUGCAGUUCAAGGUGCCUGACUGCCGACUCUCGGACGACAUGGGCCAGCUGUUCGAGAGCCAGCGCUUCAGCGACGUCACACUGUCGGUGGGCGGCCGCGAGUUCCAGGCGCACAAGGCGCUGCUGGCCGCCCGCUCGCCAGUGUUCGCCGCCAUGUUCGAGCACGAGAUGGAAGAGCGCAAACACAACCGGGUCGACAUCACCGACGUGGACCACGAGGUGCUGCGCGAGAUGCUGCGCUUCAUCUACACCGGCAAGACGAACAACCUGGAGAAGAUGGCCGAUGAUCUGUUGGCGGCCGCAGACAAGUACGCCAUGGAGCGACUGAAGGUGAUGUGCGAGGAGGCGCUGUGCGCCAACCUCAGCAUCGAGAACGCCGCCGACGUGCUGAUCCUGGCCGACCUGCACUCAGCCGAGCAGCUGAAGGCGCAGGCCGUCGAUUUCAUCAACAUCCACGCCACGGACAUCAUGGAGACGCCGGCCUGGAAGUCGAUGAUCACCUCGCACCCGCACCUGAUCGCCGAGGCGUUCCGCGCGCUGGCAACGCAGCAGGUGCCACCCAUCAACACCACCCGCAAGCGGAUCAAGACGAGCCAAUGAUGGCCGGCCCGGGUGGCGCCCGAUUGCGCCGGGGCCCCCGCCUCAUCCCACCAAUCAUAGUGUUCAAACUGCCGUUUGCCGGACGACGUUUGUGUUGCCAUAGUGAUAAUUGUUGACGCGCGGCGCGCCGCCGUCGCCGCCGCCCUCAGUCAGAGCAUAUGGUCUCCUUUCUUGUUGGACUUGCAACUCUCGUGGUUACGUAGCUGUAGAGGGCGCGCGACUCGCAGCGCGCGUGCGCAAGGCGCGGACUGCGGCGCGGCCGCCUACUGCGUAGGCGCUGCUGGCUGCCGCGAGCGG